Molecule: messenger RNA, 1239 nt
Organism: Galleria mellonella (greater wax moth)
Lineage: Eukaryota; Metazoa; Arthropoda; Insecta; Lepidoptera; Pyralidae
Gene: Osi19
Exons: 4
Coding region: 186-968 (260 amino acids)
Source: RefSeq, a predicted model, not a curated record
UACUACCAUUUUAAGUAAUAUUUAUAAUGUCAUUCUAAUUAUUCCAAAUAUAGAGCUUAGUUUUAACAAUGAUAUCGUGCUUCCCAUGACAGAGGCUUUCAUGGGAAAACACGGCGGCCUAAAAACUCUCGAUACUAGAAGCCGCCACCCACAUAAGCUGAACAAACAGGACCGUAACAAUCAAAAUGGUGACCAGUAAAGUGGUGUGCUUGGUAGCCCUCGCUUUAUUCGGAAGUGCGGUGGCUCAGCCAGCGAAACAAGAAUUCUGGAAAGGAACACCCAUGGACGGCAUGGUAGAGGAGAUGAGGUCUGGCUGCGUAGAAGGAUCUGACCCUGCCGCCUGCAUUAAAUACAAGGUCAUGUCGUUACUGGACACCAUUUUCAAGAAGGAUACUUUCCAGAUCUCUGAAGCUGUAGAAGUGACUAAAAAUGGAGCCGCCAACGAGGUUACUGGCCGUUCUACUGGCGAUUUCUUCGACAGCAUCGAGAAUUUCAUCCAGUCCCACGACGUCUCUUUCCAGCUUCCUCUAGCUGAUACUAAAGUCACUGUGAGCCCCAGAAACCUCGACCAGGACGAGCUGAGCCUAAACAUUAAAUUCAACAAAGAUGGUGCUCGUUCCGUCGGAGAGGCUCGUAAAGCUAAGCUCAAGAAGAUCAUUGUGCCUAUUCUUGUAUUCGUGCUCCUGAAGGCAAUGACCCUCAUCCCUCUGGCCAUCGGUGUCCUUGGAUUGAAGGCCUGGAACGCUCUGCAGCUGUCCUUCUUCUCCUUCGUGGUAUCCGUCGCUCUGGCCAUCUUCCAACUUUGCAAGAAGUUUACCCAGAUUGCGGCCGACAACUCCCACCCCCAGAUCGCUGCUCAUGGCCCAUGGGACGCUGCCUUCGCCGCCACUCGUCGCAGGAGAGACGCCGAACCUCAGGAAUUCGGUCAAGAUCUUGCUCAAGAACUCGCUUACAACGCAUACCAAUAAAACCCAAGCACGCCCUCAACGACCUUGAACCCGAACCGAUCAAAAUGACUUAAAUUCUAAAUUCAUAUUCUGAAUUUAGAAUCGCAGUCAGAUAAUCGGAAACAGACCAAAAACUAUUAGUUUCAUAUCGAAACUAUUACCGUGUAAAUACUAUGUAGUUAUGUACCUAAUGCAACUUAUUUAUUAAAAUAAACGAGCAAGUGAGACUGUGUGAUUGUGACGUGUGAAUGAUGUUAUUUAUUUUAUGUUAUUAAUAAAUUCAUUGAUUGAA